CCUUUCGGGGAAUGAUGGGAACGAUGGGGAAGAUGGCGGCCCUGGUCGCCGAGCCCAGGGAAGACGCUUUUCGGAAGCUCUUCCGAUUCUACCGUCAGAGCCGCCUUGGGACCGCCGAUCUGGGAGAAGUGAUCGACUUCGCCCAGGCUUCCCCGGCGCGGGACAGCGGCCACAAGGUAUUCAGGUCUCCACUAAGUGUGUCCUCGGUCAGUGAGCAAGAUGCAUGUAGAGCAGGACUUCAGCCAGUCCACAAGUGGAAAGCCUAUGGCUUAGAAGGCUAUCCAGGAUUUAUUUUUAUCCCAAACCCCUUCCUCCCAGGUUAUCAGCGUCACUGGGUGAAACAGUGCCUUAAGCUUUACUCCCGGAAACCCAAUGUCUGUAACCUGGACAAGCACAUGGUUUCAGAAGAGACCCAGGAUCUGUGGGGACAGAGCCAGGAGCUCCUGAGAAAUAAAGACCUGAACAAAAAAAGACCUCGAAGUUUGCUAGAAAAACUACGUUGGGUGACCCUGGGCUACCAUUACAACUGGGACAAUAAGACAUACUCAGCUGAUCGCUACACACCUUUCCCCCCAGACCUGGCUUACCUCUCAAAACAAGUGGCUGCUGCAUGUGGAUUUCAGGACUUCCAAGCUGAGGCUGGAAUACUCAAUUACUAUCGAUUAGACUCCACACUGGGGAUCCAUGUUGACAGAUCAGAAUUAGAUCACACCAAGCCUCUCUUGUCCUUUAGCUUUGGACAGUCUGCCAUCUUUCUUCUGGGUGGCCUCAAAAGAGAUGAAGUCCCCACAGCCAUGUUUAUGCAUAGUGGAGACAUCAUGGUGAUGUCAGGAUUCAGCCGUCUGUUGAACCACGCUGUCCCAAGAGUCCUCCCAAAUUUUGAUGGGACAAGCCUGCCUCGUUGCCUGGAGGUACCACUCGCAGAUGCCUUACCUGCAGAUUCAAUUGCAGAACCCUGUUCUGUGGAGGACUGGCAGGUGUGUGCCAACUAUCUGCAAACAGCUCGGGUUAACAUGACUGUACGACAAGUGCUGGCCACUGGCCAAGACUGGGAGGACAAAGAAACUGAGACCACAAGUGAAAGUUCUUACCAUCUUGAUGAUGAAAAUAAUGAGGCAAAGCGGCCCAGGCUGAACCCUAGCAGUUGAGAUUUGGGCAACCCAAACACUUAGGUCCUAUAAUCAACAGUCACAAUUUGUAUUGCCAUGAGCUUCAUCUGGAAGAACUGUGUGAACCUUUGACUAGAAAAAAACAAACAGAGACCAGCACAUCAUUGAUUGCACAAGGCCUGUGAAAACCUUUUGGAAAAAAAAUCCUGGUUUAUCAGUUUUAUGAAGAGCUGACUUGUUCUUAUCCCAUAAGACUUGACACGAUAUAUACUCCUUACAAGCUCAUAAGCUUGAACUCAGCCUAACUUGCCGCAGUUGUCCAUGGACGUAGAAAACAUUCCAAAAACAGGCUUGCCUUCAUGACUUGUCCUCUGCCAUUAUUUCUGAUGAUGAUAGCACAGAUAAAUUUCUGUGCCUGUGGGACUUCGAGAUGCUGCAGGCUUAGAGGAACAUUAAUUGUUGGAGAGAGAAUCACCCACUCUAACCAGGAACCACUGAGAAAAAUAUGAUCCUGUACCAUCCUUCAUUUCCCCUUCCAUCUCUUCACUCCUGUUCUGGUUUUUCAAAGGAAAACGGUGCACAUACCAAGCAGUGAAGCUACGAAUCUUAUCCUCCAAAAAAUGAAAUUAAUCAGUAGCUAUCUUUCUUGCCCAAGAGGUAAAUAUAUUUAAUCCAAGUAAAAGAAACAGCAGGUUUUUUAAAAACACAUUUUCUUUAGGACUCUAAAUUCUUCUCUAUCAGACUUUUAAAUGCAAUUUUAAUUGUUAGAGUGAAAUUCCAAGUCCCAGGGGUGUUCUGUCACUGUUUUCUCCAUAAAUAACCUGACUCUGUUUUAAAUUAAAGAUCACUAUCUGUUUUGAA
This is a messenger RNA of Trichosurus vulpecula (common brushtail), 1970 nucleotides long. It is a transcript of the gene ALKBH1, whose product is annotated as alkB homolog 1, histone H2A dioxygenase. Bases 12 to 1148 code for a protein of 378 amino acids. The record is from RefSeq and is a predicted model, not a curated record. NCBI's taxonomy places the organism in Eukaryota, Metazoa, Chordata, Mammalia, Diprotodontia, Phalangeridae. The transcript is spliced from 6 exons. Gene Ontology annotation, biological process: oxidative RNA demethylation. Gene Ontology annotation, molecular function: ferrous iron binding; oxidative RNA demethylase activity; broad specificity oxidative DNA demethylase activity. Gene Ontology annotation, cellular component: nucleus; cytoplasm.